UAAAAAUUUCUCACUCUAUUUUCUUUCUCUCUCUCUCUCUCUCUCUCUCUCUCUCCCUUCCUUACCGUUGCCAACGGCCACUCUGCCCUUUUCCCCCCUUCUCUUCCUCACCGUCCCCAUGACCUCCAUUAACCCAAUCUAAAACCCUUCACACUCUCACCCACAGUUUUACCUUCACUCUUCCAAGUUCCCCUCUUUCUUCUUCCUGCUGGCCGAAUUCAGUUUCAUCAUCCUCCUCCACGUCACCCUCCAAUGGCGGCUCUGGCGCCGGGAAUCCUGUCCAAGCUUCUUGAAGGAAUGAACACCGGGACGAAACCCACUAGCGAGCACCGGAGCUCGCUCCUCCAGGUCACCGACAUCGUCCCCGCCGACCUGGACGAGAAAUCCCUCUUCCCCAAACAUGGGUUCUACAUCAAAGUCUCCGACUCCUCGCACUCCAUCUACGUCUCCCUGCCUCCCGAGCAGCACGAUUUCGUCCUCAGCAACAAGAUGCAGCUGGGUCAGUUCAUCUACGUCGACAGGCUGGAGCCGGGGUCGCCGGUCCCGGUCGUGAAAGGCGCCAAGCCGCUCCCCGGACGGCACCCGUUGAUGGGGACGCCGGAGCCGUUGAUGGGUCUGAGAGGGAAAGGGGAGAGGAAAGAAAGCGGCAACCAGGUCAAUUUCCAGGUCAGGGCUUCAGGUAAUCGGAGAGGUUCUUGGGGAAUUGGAGGAGGAGGAGACGAUCAUCGGAAUCAAUUUGGUUCCCCGAUGGCGUUGAAACCGGUUCCGUUGGAUUUCGAUCAGUGUGCAACGCCGGCGAAACAGAGGAUGAGCUCUGCGAAGAAGCCGUUGAUGUCUCCGAUGAUAAUGAGAGGGAGAUCGGUGAUUAGCAAAGACGGGUGCGAGAGCAACAGCGGAUUUCGAUGCUCGCUAGGCGGCGGAUUGCUGUCGAAAAUGGCGGAUAAUCCCAAGUUGGCGGCGGCGGAGAGCCCCUUGCUGAGGAAGAGCUGCGCGGCGCCUUCUUCGGCUUCCAAGUUCCCCAGGAGUCGAAGCGUUUGCGGCGAUCGAGACUCCAGAAUCCCGAUUAGCAGCCCCUACAUCUCAUCUGUAGUUCGCCCCGUUGCCUGUUUUCAGGGGAAGAAAAGCUCGACGCCGCCACCGAGUAUGAGGAACGCCAAAGUAGUGGGUUCCCUGAAAUUGGGCUGCGGAGAAACACAAAACUUGUCCACCACAAAUGCUGCGGCGGAGCAGCAAUCUCAGUCCGUUAAUUCGGUCUACGGCAGCCCGGAAACCAGUCUUCCGAUGAGUCUGCCGGGAAAGCUAAGCACGCUCGGGAAGGAAGCAGUGCAGCAGAGGGAAACUGCUCAGAAGAUGGCUCUCCAGGCAUUGAGAGAGGCUUCUGCUACUGAAACAUUAGUCCGAUCUCUCAGAAUGUUGUCUGAUUUGACAAAAUCAGCAAGGCCAGAAGCCCCAUCUGCUUGUUUCGACAAGUUCAUAGAAUUCCACUCCCAAAUUGCGCAGGCAGUGAACGAUAUGCUCUCCAUUCAAGCAGCCACUACUCCUACUGUUACUGCUGUGGAAUCGACGCCGAAAGCUGAUCAAAAGGCUAACAACAACAACAAUAAACGAGUACUGAAGAAUCCAGAGGAAGAGUUUCCAAUCUUGAAUGAACUCAUUCACAACUCCAUGAACCACCAGUCAAAAAGAAGAACAGCCCUGUACAAGUCCAUUGCUGCCUUCCCUUCUGAGCAGAAGCAGAGUUCUGGUACCAGCUCAAGGAUCCUGAGAUCAUCGACGGCUGGCAAGGUGUUCUCCGAGAGAAAGAUGAUGCCAUCUAGUCCUCUUGGGAAGCUGCAACUUGAAGCAGUGAGCGAGAAUGAUGAGAACAGGAAACCAACAACCACCACAACUAUUUCUGCUGGUGUUGCUGCUGCUGCCAAUGGUUCUUCCAGCUUAAGUAGCACGAUCAAGCUGGGCAAGGAGAUCGAGUCUGAAGCCGGGACAUGGUUCAUGGAUUUCGUGGAGAAAGCAUUGGAAACUGGCAUGAAGAGAUCUUCAUCAUCAUCAUCAAGAGGGAAUAGCAGUAACAGUAAGAGCAUGAAUGCAGACGGGGAUGGUAAGAAGGUCCCUCAAUCCGUCAUAUUGAAGGUGAUUAAUUGGGUGGAGGUGGAACAGUCCGAUGGCAGCAAGAGGCCAGUUCAUCCCAAAGCUGCCCAGGUUGCGAGGAGGCUAAGGAUCAAGAUGAAGAACCCUUGAACCAAACAUUUGUGUGUAUUCGUUAUUAAGUGUGGAAAUCUCUGCAUUGUGCAUGCUGUAUGAUUUCAUCAUCAUUCAUUUGUGCGCUCACCUUUGGGAUUGUUCAUUUUACCAAUUUAGCCACAGGAUGCUUCGUUGAAUGGUAAUUGGCCGUCUUGUAUCAAUAAAACACAUGCAUAUAUGCUGGCUAUGGUCAAAAUUUGCAGUUGCUCUAGACACUUGUGUAGUCCAAAUAAGUGU
This is a messenger RNA of Linum tenue, 2475 nucleotides long. The record is from the annotation of a GenBank genome assembly. Lineage: Eukaryota; Viridiplantae; Streptophyta; Magnoliopsida; Malpighiales; Linaceae.